UGCACGUACAAUGCCAGAUUACGUAUGUGAAGAUUUAAUUGCUGAUAUAUUUGAAAGACUACCAGUGAAAUCGCUUAUCAGAUUUCGAUGUCUCUCCAAGUCAUGGUGUUGUCGAAUAUCUAGCCCUGAAUUCAUCCGUAGGCAUAGUACUCUUCGCCCAUCAGUGCAAAAAGUUAUAUUGGAACACGAAAUUUAUCAAAACAAAAAAUUACAUCAAAUGCUCUCCAUGUUAGAUUCAGAAGAUCCAUUGCCAUUGUUAUUGUAUGGAUACACGGGCACACGACCAACAUUCAAGCUCGGUGAUUAUUCAAGAGCCGGUUCAAGUAAUGGAAUCAUAUGUCUACUUAAUCACAAUUAUGAUGUUAUUAGUUUAUGGAACCCUUCAAUCAGGCGCAUAUUCAGCAUACCUCCUCACAUGUCUUUAUACGCACCACUUGCAUCAGUAUUCGGUUUUGGUUUUGACCCAAUCACGAAUGAUUACAAGAUUGUGAGGCUAUCUUGCAGUCAUACGGCUAUAGUAGAUUCAUUUGUUUACACAACCAACACGGGUACUUGGUGUAAGAUUGCUUUACCUACUAUUCCAUUUUCUUAUACUUUGUCUUCACCACACGGUUGUUGUGUCAACGGAGCGUUGCACUGGCUUGCUUUUGCCAACAACUCUCUACAUGAUCGUUGUAUCAUGAGAUUUGAUUUGAGUACACAUGUUAUCAGCACAAUUGCUUUGCCGUGGGAACCCAGGCGAUAUGCAGGAUGCCUGAAAAUUUUAAAAGGUUCUACUCUAGCCGUAAUCACUGAAUAUCAUCGCGUUUGGACAAUGAUGAAGAAAGAAGUAAACAAUGAUAACAAUAAUAAUAAUAAUGUUGCAUCAUCAGCUUCUUGUUGGCGUAUGGCUGCUAGUUUUAACAGUAUUUAA
Erigeron canadensis is the source of this 913-nucleotide messenger RNA. Its product is annotated as putative F-box protein At3g16210. Gene Ontology annotation, molecular function: protein binding. The coding region runs from base 11 to 913 and encodes 300 amino acids. The transcript has a single exon. NCBI's taxonomy places the organism in Eukaryota, Viridiplantae, Streptophyta, Magnoliopsida, Asterales, Asteraceae. The record is from RefSeq and is a predicted model, not a curated record.